UGCCAGGAGAAGUUGACUGCUCCGCAGCAGAUGCCCGCCAAGUGGAGUUUUAAAACAAGACAGCGGUGCAUGUGGGUUGAAAAUGUUGAGGGGGAUCAUGGAAGGUUCAACACAAAGUGAUUGUUUCGCUGUCAACCUUCGUUUUCUUAAAGAAGAUCUGGAAAACAGGGAUAUUAAGCUCUGCGACCAACACCAGCAUCAGAAUCUUAUACUCCAGGUGGGCGGAGAAGAAGGGGAGACAGAACUAACUGUCAGAGACGGAGAUGGAGUUUGUGUUUUUAAAUUCUCAGUGGGCCGGGAGACAGAGUGCUGCCGUGCUGGAACACAGUCUCUGCUGAUUACAUUGGGCUACAUCAGUGUCCUGCUGCAGUUUAGAUCAGACAGUGAAUUCUGUGAUUUCUACAAUGUUUUGAAGAGUUGCAGAGCUUCUAAGAAAGAACAGUCGGUCUUUCAUCAGCGCACAGACGAUUCUUCAGCACUGCAGUAUUUUCAGUUCUAUGGCUGUUUAUCACAGCAACAGAACAUGCUCCAGGAUUUUCUGAGAACCGCUACAUAUCAUAAAGCAAUACUACAGAAUGAAGUUGACUUCAAAAACAAGGUUGUUUUAGAUGUUGGUUGUGGAUCAGGGAUCCUUUCAUUCUUUGCAAUUCAAGCAGGAGCAAGAAAGGUCUACGCUGUUGAGGCUAGUUCUGUGGCAAAAUAUGCUAAGAUUCUGGUUAAGAGCAACAACCUCUCUGAAAAAAUAAUAGUCUUGGCUGGGAAGAUUGAAGAAGUUUCUUUUCCAGAAAAUGUAGAUAUCAUCAUUUCUGAGCCCAUAGGAUACAUGUUGCUAAAUGAAAGAAUGCUGGAGAGUUACCUCCAUUCAAAAAAGUGGCUGAAACCCAAAGGAAUGAUGUUUCCAACCUUCAGCGACAUUCACCUGGCACCUUUUACUGAUGAGCCUCUUUACAUGGAGCACUACUCCCGUUCAAAGUUCUGGCAUCAGACAUGUUUCUAUGGGAUUAAUUUGACAGGUCUUCAUAAUGCAUCUGUUGAGGAAUAUUUUAGACAGCCAGUUGUGGACACUUUUGACAUGCGAAUUCUAGUGGCAAAAUCUAUCAAAUACACCAUUAAUUUCCUUGAGGCCAAAGAAGAGGAUUUGCACAGGAUGGAAAUACCUUUUGUCUUUCAGCUUCUUCAGUCUGGUUUGAUCCAUGGCUUAGCAUUCUGGUUUGAUGUGGCAUUUGUGGGAUCUCAAGUAACUGUGUGGCUGUCCACAUCCCCAAGUGAGCCCCUGACACACUGGUACCAAGUCCGAUGUCUUCUGAAAACACCACUCUUUGCCAGAGCUGGGGAGACUUUGACUGGAAAAGUGCUGUUGGUAGCUAACAAGAGGCAGAGCUAUGAUAUUCACAUUGCAGCUACAGUGGAGCAGUCAGGAUUCAAAUCAGGCAAUGUACUUGAUUUAAAAAACCCAUUUUUUAGAUACGCUUAGGAACAAUGCCACAUCUGAGUGGUGAAGUUCUACAUUCUGAAGAGUGUCUUUGGUACUGUCUGAGUUAAAGAUCAAAGUUUCAGGAUUUUUAUAUACUGUAUGUGAUGCUGUUUAGUGAUAUUUUAGUCAAGUGCCUCCCUCAAGAAAUAUUUCUUGACACAUUCAAGAAAUGUCAUGCAUGCUAUAAAUUCUGCAGUAAGACAUCUGUGUAAAGGCUGGAGAUCACACUUAAUACUCUAUGCACUAUAAAUGCAUUAUUAACAACCUAUUAACAAUUAAUUUUACAUUAACAUAGCAUCACUAUAUAACAAUAGUUUAGUUUUUGCUAAUAUUAUCAAAUUAGACAUUAGUUCAGGUUACUGUAUUUAUCAGUAGGUUAAAUAUGUUCUCCUGAAUCUCAUUUGAUAUAUAAUAUUGUAUAUGCUAUUUUAUAAAAAAACAAGUGGACUAUACCACCCCUAAUAUAAAGUGUUUUUUAUUUAUUUUACAUUUUCCAACUAUUUUUGUUAAUGAGCAAUAAUGACACGUUUAUAUUUUCAUGUAUUAAAAUGAGAAAUGCUGAGAUUCCAAUAAAGAUCAGACAUAAUGCAUAUGUGCAGUAUACAGUAUAUAUUUUGGUAAUGUAAUGUAAUCUGUCAUAGUAGUCUUUUGUAUGGUAGCAAUAAGUAUGCAAUUUUAUGUAUCCAGGCCUUUCAGUUCUACUUAGAAUUGCAUUUCACAUUCCUUCUCAUUGUACAUCAGUUUACGACAUUGUACCACUUGGCAUAAAAUUCAUUAUUAAAAAAUGUUUUUGUUGUUGUCUUAUUUGGUUGUUUUAGCUUCACAUGCUGUAUACUGUACAGUAUUUGGACUUUCCUGGAAACACGUACAGUUCAAAGUCCUGUUUGUGAAGCUUCUUGAAGAAAGAAAGGUGCAUGCUUCGUUCAUCUCAUCUAAUGGCUUAGCACAAUUUAAA
This is a messenger RNA of Lepisosteus oculatus (spotted gar), 2429 nucleotides long. It is a transcript of the gene carm1l, whose product is annotated as coactivator-associated arginine methyltransferase 1, like. The record is from RefSeq and is a predicted model, not a curated record. NCBI's taxonomy places the organism in Eukaryota, Metazoa, Chordata, Actinopteri, Semionotiformes, Lepisosteidae. Gene Ontology annotation, biological process: peptidyl-arginine methylation. Gene Ontology annotation, molecular function: protein-arginine N-methyltransferase activity.